AUGAUGGACCCCUACAACCUGGCCAUCUGUUUUGGACCUACCCUAAUGCCAGUACCUGCUGAACUGGACCAAGUGCAAUAUCAAUCUAGUGUCAAUGAGGUUGUAAAGACUUUUAUUGUUUACCACGCCGAUAUCUUCAACGCCCAGCUAUCAGGCCCCAAAUAUGACAAGUAUGCACACCAAUCCUUAAUUCCACCUCGAUCCACCGUUAUCAGGACUACUGGAAAAAUGAUAGCUGGUUAG
Molecule: messenger RNA, 243 nt
Organism: Protopolystoma xenopodis
Lineage: Eukaryota; Metazoa; Platyhelminthes; Monogenea; Polystomatidea; Polystomatidae
Source: the annotation of a GenBank genome assembly